GCGCGCUUGCCCAUAAAAGAACGGCCUGAGCAUUCCAUUAUUUUAAGGGAAAAAACAAACGAGCAGUCGAGCACCAGAUCUCUCCACGACUCCUUCGCUCUUUUCCUCUCUACUUCUCCAAUCACACCUCUGGGAUCUCUCCUGAUCCCAAAACCCAACCAAACCAUUUCCCCAAAAUUUGGAUUCUUUUGUUCCCUCCCAAGUAUUAUCAAAAUCUUGUAUUCUUUCCAUCUUCUUGAUAAAAAAAAAUCCUAAUCUUUUAAGCUCAAUCCUUCGCCAAUGCCGACAUCCAGACUAUUCCUCAGCCUCACUCUCCUCCUCCUCCUUUUCCAAUCUCUCUCCCUCUUCGCCGUCUCUUCCUCAUCCCCAAUCGACGACGGCGACGACGAUUUGGAGGGCCUCGAGGAGCUGCUGGCGAUCGACGAGGAGGAGGAGGAGGGGCAGAAGGGCGGCGGCGCGGCCGCCCAAGGGAAGCUGUCGGAGGCCGAGGUCUUGAGCCGGGCUCAAAGGAUCGUCCUUGAGCUCAGCAACGAGAACGCCAAGAAGGUGAUCGACGGGAAUGAGCUUGUUCUGGUUUUCGGAUACGCUCCGUGGUGCCCGAGGAGUGCUGAGCUGAUGCCGCGCUUUGCUGAGGCUGCCAUGGCCCUUAAGGAGAUGGGCAGCCCUCUCCUGUUGGCGAAGCUUGACGCCGAGCGGCACAGCAAGGCUGCGUCGCUUCUUGGCAUUAAGGGUUUCCCGACGGUGCUUCUCUUUGUGAAUGGGAGCGCACUGGCUUAUACUGGUGGAUUUACAGCGGAGGAGAUUGUAGUCUGGGCAAGGAAGAAGACUGGUGUGCCAGUUAUUAGAUUAUCCUCUACAAAUGCAGCGGAAGAGUUCCACCAUAAACACCAGACAUUCAUCAUAGGUCUCUUUGAAAACUACGAGGGAACUGAUUAUGAAGAAUUUGUGAAAGCAGCAACAACUGAUAAUGAAAUCCAAUUUGUUGAGACUAAUGAUAUCAGUGUAGCCAAAGUUCUUUUUCCUGAUAUCAAACCUAAGAAGAAUUUCCUUGGCCUAGUCAAAAGUGAACCUGAGAGGUUUGAGAAAUUUGAGGAAAAUUUUGUAGAAGAACAAAUUUUGCAGUUUGCAGAAUAUAAUAAAUUCCCUUUAAUUACUGUAUUGAGCGAACUAAAUUCUGCCAGAGUUUACUCCAGCCCUAUGAAGCUCCAGGUUUUUAUCUUUGCAGAGGCUGAUGACUUUGAGCACCUUCAGUUGCUUCUUCAAAAUGUUGCAAGAAAAUACAAAACAAAGAUAAUGUUUGUACUUGUGGACUCGGCGGAAGAUAACCUUGCAAAACCAUUUCUUACUUUAUUUGGGAUGGACUCAGAAAAGCAAGUUGUGACUGCUUUUGAUAGCAGACAUGGUUUCAAAUAUUUGUUGGAGUCAGAUUUUACACAGAGUAACUUAGAAGAAUUUUGCUCAGGGCUGCUACAUGGUACUCUCUCACCGUACUUCAAAUCAGAACCAAAACCAGAUGAAGGGGGGUUGAUUGAAAAGGUUGUUGGAAGGACAUUUGAUGCUUCUGUGCUGGACAGUGCUGAAAAUGUUUUUCUUGAGGUGUAUACACCAUGGUGUGUUGACUGUGAAGCUACAAGUAAACAGAUUGAGAGACUGGCUAAGCACUUCAAAGGGCUGGACAAUCUAAAAUUUGCCAGAAUCGAUGCUUCCUUGAAUGAACAUCCAAAACUGCAGGUGAACAACUACCCGACACUCUUAUUCUAUCCUGCUGGAGACAAAUCAAAUCCGGUCAAAGUCUCCAAGAAAUCAGGCUUGAAGGAAUUGGCAGCCUUUAUCAAAGAAAAUAUGAGAUCACAGGAUGACAGAGCUGUCUCGAGUAGUGACCAACCAAAGGAUGAACUAUGAAAGAUCAUUCGCAUUAUUUGAGCUACCUUAUAUAGGUUGAUGAUCGAGUGUAGAACAAUUGUUUUAGGUGUUCAAGCACAGGGACUGACUAGAAGAUGAAUCUGCAUGUAUCCUCUGAGUUCGUUACAUCAUCCCCUUUGUUGUGCGUUGUUGGCAAAUUAUAAGAAGACAGCACUUAGUAGAGGUUACACUGAUUUAUGGUUUAUUACAAAGACGCAAACAUAUAACUAAAUAUAAGUUGAAAGAUGAGCCAUUUCGCGUA
This is a messenger RNA of Phoenix dactylifera (date palm), 2164 nucleotides long. RefSeq names its product protein disulfide isomerase-like 1-5. The record is from RefSeq and is a predicted model, not a curated record. Gene Ontology annotation, molecular function: protein disulfide isomerase activity. Gene Ontology annotation, biological process: protein folding; response to endoplasmic reticulum stress. Gene Ontology annotation, cellular component: endoplasmic reticulum. Lineage: Eukaryota; Viridiplantae; Streptophyta; Magnoliopsida; Arecales; Arecaceae.